Messenger RNA from Oreochromis aureus, 5093 nucleotides. It is a transcript of the gene slc39a14, whose product is annotated as solute carrier family 39 member 14. The coding region runs from base 428 to 1963 and encodes 511 amino acids. Gene Ontology annotation, biological process: intracellular zinc ion homeostasis; zinc ion import across plasma membrane. The record is from RefSeq and is a predicted model, not a curated record. The transcript has 10 exons. Gene Ontology annotation, cellular component: membrane. Gene Ontology annotation, molecular function: zinc ion transmembrane transporter activity. NCBI's taxonomy places the organism in Eukaryota, Metazoa, Chordata, Actinopteri, Cichliformes, Cichlidae.
AAGGACCACAUCCUCCACACGUUCCUGCUGCCAGGGGGUAAAAAGCAAACGUCCUGUCUGUGUGUGAACGACUGAGCAGUGCCGGAUGGAUCGUCCCCACCACAGCUGACAUUUUCACUCCCUGAAUUUGACAUCGCGGAUCGUGUCGGAGCCACGGGAAUUGAAUUGUUGACAGGAAUUGACGUCAAGCCUGAUUUUCUGCCCGAACAGUAUCACCCGCCCGCUGCACUCCCGAGGACCCUGCUGCUCUCUUCAGACUCACAUUUCUCCCUCCCCAAAUCUAUCUCAGCUCCCAAGUUACCCGUGAGCAUUACUCAGCAGGCUGGGAGCCUCGGGGCAGACCGACUGAAACAGCCUCUUUACUCACCGGCUAUCAUUACGCACCUCUGUAGGAAAAGAUCGACGUCCUCCAUCCACUGAAAUAGACAUGCUCAUCUGCUCCCCUCAUGGCCGUGCCGCUACAUCCACCAGCCUCUUUCACGUUGACUGGGCGUUCCUGUUGGCUCUAGCUGUGGUGCUCUGCCCCAUGGGCCAGGUGACAGGUCAGGUGGAGAGUCAGACGCAGUCACCUGCCCAGGUGCUACAGGACUUGCUGUCCCGCUAUGGCGACAACAGCACCAUCACGGUCCCUCAGCUGCGAUCUCUGUUAGCAGCCCUCAGCCAGGGCCAGAGUGAAAGUGACAGCGACAGCAGCAGCACAGCUGAAACACCAACAACCACACCUCCCCAGUUCAACGGCUCCAAGUGCUUGCCUGCAGACACACUGGCCAUUUACAGCAUCAGCGAGGAGUCGCGGCUGGAUGGGCAGGGUUUUCAGGAGCUGUGCCCCACCAUGCUGCAGCAGCUGGAUGCUGGAAGCUGCAGGGCACAUAAAGGGGAGGAGCAAAGCAGCGACACCUCCCCCAGGCCCUCAGACGCUGAAGUUUGGGGUUUUUCUUUCUUGAGUGUGACAAUCAUCAAUGUCUCUGCCCUGACCGGAGUCUUCCUCGUGCCCCUGAUGAAGUCGCGCUAUGGGAAAUAUGCACUCACCUUUUUCAUCGCGCUUGCCAUUGGCACGCUGUUCUCCACUGCCAUCCUGCAGCUGCUGCCAGAGGCCUUUGGAUUUGACCCAAUGGUGGAUUUCUACGUGUCCAAGUCUGCCGUGGUGUUCGGAGGCUUUUACCUCUUCUUCUUCACUGAAAAAGUUCUGAAAGUGCUACUAAAGCAAAAGAACGGGAGCCACGGCCACAGCCACUACCCCGGUGCAGAUCAUUACUCAACCCCUGACAGGGAUUUGGAGGAGGGGGAGAAGGAGAAGCUGCAGCAGAACGGAGAAGCCAGCAGCCUGGCUCUGGGCAAAGUGGACGCAGGCGAGGGCGAGCUCAUGCUCAGCCCUGCACAGACACCACAGGACUCUCAGAGUCCAGACAGCGGUGGACGGUCAGGCACCAGUGGUGGCGGCUGCUAUUGGCUGAAGGGGACAACCUACUCUGACAUCGGCACGCUGGCCUGGAUGAUCACACUGAGCGAUGGCCUGCACAACUUCAUUGACGGCUUGGCCAUCGGGGCCUCGUUCACCGCCUCAGUUUUCCAGGGCAUCAGCACCUCGGUGGCGAUCCUGUGCGAGGAGUUCCCCCACGAGCUGGGAGACUUUGUGAUCCUGCUGAACGCCGGCAUGAGCAUACAGCAGGCUCUCUUCUUUAACUUCCUGUCGGCCUGCUGCUGCUACCUGGGCAUGGGCUUUGGCAUCCUGGCCGGUAACAGCUUCUCUCCCAACUGGAUCUUCGCCCUGGCAGGAGGAAUGUUCCUCUACAUCGCUCUGGCAGACAUGUUUCCAGAGAUGAACGAGGUGAGUCGUGAGGAAGAGGAUGCAGGCGGCAGCAGCUUCCUCCUCACCUUUGGCAUCCAGAACGCCGGGCUACUGACGGGUUUCUCCAUCAUGCUCCUCCUGACGACGUACUCUGGACAAAUACAGCUGGGCUAGCAGCAGACUCCUCCAGGGUCACCAUCAGCUGCUUUGUGCUGUUGGAAACUGAGCCCUAAAGAAGAGAGGCUGGCUGAAAGUUUCUCCUCUAUUUUUCCUCCUGUUCUCAUUUUUUUCGGGUUCUGGACUUUGGGGAUUUUGGUUGUGCGGCAGGUACGCGCAAUCGUCUUUUAAAGUUAUACAAGAAGCUGCUUGAGCGCAGUUCCUGCAUGCAGAAGGUUCAAGGUCGAGGGUUUGACGGCCCCGUCUCCUCAGCAUUUCAAUCCUUUCUGCACAGCUGCCCCUGAAAACGUCCUGAAACAUCAACUGAAGCAGUCGCAAAAGACGGCUAUACUUGAUGUGCAAUACACUCACCCAGUCUCUCAGAUAUUUCUCUUUUCUUCAGACUGCUCUCCGGGCGUCUUUCCUCAACCUUCAUCCUCAUCAUCCAUCCUGGCUGAUGCCAUUGAGCCUCCACUCAGGCCAGUUGUGAUUCCUAGCGAGUGUUUAUAUCAUGAAUCCUCUGUGAAAAGCACAAUCAGGUAACAGCAGCUGUUCUCCAAACAUCUUUGAUUUCCAGGCACUACACGUCCCCCCACUUUUUUUUUUUUUUGUCCAUUCCAUACCAAAAAGCAAAUGUUAAAACAUUUAAACUGGAAUUGUUCCAACUUCCAGCUGGACUUUGUUGUCUGUGUGUCGAUUUUAUAUUUUUUUACACAUGAAUACUGACUUGUAAAGACCAAAUAUGGGCAGACCAUUGAAGUGAAGGGCUACGCAGUGAUGUUUGGAAGCGCACGUGUCAGUCAGCCAGCCGGGAACUCCCAAAGACUCCGGGGUCAGACACGGAAAAGGGACUAAGUGGCUUCAUCCAGAUCGCGGCGGCGGCGGCAUUUCUCUGUAGUUAACCAUCUGUGCCCUUCAUUAGAAUAGCAAGUGAAAAGUUUUAGCUUUUUUCUGAUCUUGAAUUCAGAGUGCAGAUCUGCAGUUUUCACAUAUCCCAUAGACUAUUUUUCCCAGAUUAUCUAUUCUUUUACGGUGUCGUUGUAACAGAAUACUGUAAGGUGAAUCAUCUGUAUAAUCACGCACACGUCACCUCGUCUGUGACCUUAUCCGUGUUAACUAUUCAGAAUUAAGAACAGAAGUACAGCCAAAAGUAUGUGGACAGACUCGAUGCCUCGUUUUGUUACCGGGCAGUUUUUAAAGGGGUUUUUGGCCAUUUUAACCAUGGAAACAGUCUACACUGCAUUUUUAACCCAAUCCCACUAAGGGGAAUCAACUGACAUGAUUACGAUAUUUUUUAACUCAAAAGCUUUCAUUUCAGCAUCUGCAUUUUCUUUCUUUCUUACCACGUUAUUGAUCAAAAAACAAAGAUCAGCUGAAACUCAAACAAGGAUAGACUUUCUUUUAAAAAAACAAAAAAACAAAAACUGAGUAUUUCUUUUCUCAUUUUUAGGUGUUUCAUUAAGGACUUGUCCUUAUUUUCUGUUUAAUGUGGCUAAAGUUGCCUAAAACCCUGUGAGCCAAAAGCUCUUAAACACUAUUUUUUUUUUUUUACUUAAAAGGAGCUAAAACAGUUUUACCUUCAUCUUAAUGAAAUAAUAGUUAAUUUGAUUUGUGAACCUUGCACAGCAACUCUAGAGCUCAAGAGUUAAAAUGCAUUUGGAUAUCAGCCGAACAGAUCUUCUUUAAAUGCUUAAAAUUAUUCAUUUGACCCAUUUAGUCGCGUUUUGCAGACGAAUAGAAAAGCUACUGCCAGCGCUGUGCAGAGGAGCUGUGUCAGUGAUGGAGCUCGUGUGUGCAUCCAUCCAGUUUGAUGGACACAACUACAAAUCUAGAAGAGCAGAGGCUGUUGUUAGGGGUACUGGGUUGGGUGUCCACAUACAUUUGGCCAUGCUGUUUAAAAAAAAAAAAGAAAAAAAAAAGGUUUAUGAUGUGAGGGGUUAAUAGUUUAUUGGAUGGUCGGGAGGGGGUGGGAUAGUUGUUCUGAGAUUGUCGGGUUGCUUUUUGUGUUUGUCUUAUAGGUGGAUUAAAAAGAUUUUUCCUCAUCUGAAUACUGACAGUUCAACAGAGCUGAUGUGAUCCAUUAUGUAGCAUCUUUACAUACUUUUCCUAAUGUGAGUGUAGAUUAGAGCUGUAGAAUAUUAUUUAUUAGAGCUAGAAGCUGAAACCCGUGAUAGGUUUACAAUAAAGACGACAUUGCAGUUCCAGGAAUGAGAAGGCAAGCCAUUACAAAGAGAGUACCCUGAGUGGUACAGCGAGUAUUACUGCUGCUUGAUAUGUCAUGUAACAGAUUAUUUAUUGUUGCUUAAGCCAUAAAAUAUUUAUUUUAUGCUUUACAUCUAAGAUCAAGUGUUGCACUUAGCUUCACACCAUGAAUCCAGACGUAGUUUAGUUUUUAUUUAGAAUAAACGGGUCAGAUACAAGCUAAACCCUCUCUGCUCUGCACACUGUUAAUGUUGUGUUUAAAACUGAAGCCAGUGGAUUUACAGCACACACAGACUGACAACAUACCCACUUAGUUAAUGCAGAUAAUACAUUCAGAGACCAGAAGAGGUUCUUUGGAGCAGAAACAGGAACAAAAACCAGACGCAGAACACAGAAGAACAUUUUAUCGGGAAGUUUAAUAAUGAGGCAGAAAGAUUAAGGUUAGGAGGUUGUAUUGGGGGUCAGAUUGCUCAUGGGGGUGGGAGGGUAGAGUUUCUUACUUGUGGGGUUUCUAAUAAAAGUAAGGAAGCCAGAAUAGGAAAAAUAAAUGGUAAGAAUUUGGCUAAUUGUGAAUGUGUGUUGGAGCUCAGGCAGGGCAGCAGUGGGUCAGGGGCUGGAGGCAGGAACAAGCAGGAGAUCAUAGAAUAUAAUAAAAAAACUACUGAUGUGUUCAAAUUAGAGCUGCAGCAUAGUGAUGGAGAAGACAAGAAAGCAAGAGUGAGGACAGAAGAGACAAAUCUACGAGGAGCUGACCUAGAACCAACCGACCGACUGACAGAGGAUGGACUUUCUGGCCAUUUUAAUAUUUGCAGCGCUCUCGCAGACUUGUAAAGGAUCAUUUUGAAAAGUAUAGUAUCUAAUUUCAUGUAUGAGAUUCCUCAUUAGCCUUCUGUGUGUGUCAUGGAGAUUGUUUUUAUAUAUAAAUUUCAUUUUCCAAGAAAUGUUA